Candidozyma pseudohaemuli is the source of this 2103-nucleotide messenger RNA. RefSeq lists its product as uncharacterized. Gene Ontology annotation, molecular function: nucleic acid binding. The record is from RefSeq and is a predicted model, not a curated record. Bases 1 to 2103 code for a protein of 700 amino acids. Lineage: Eukaryota; Fungi; Ascomycota; Pichiomycetes; Serinales; Metschnikowiaceae. The transcript is spliced from 2 exons.
AUGUCACUUGAAGAGUUCAUCUCUGAUGAUUCUUACGGUGGUUCUUGGGCCGAUGAUGAGAUUGACAUCGCCUCAAUUUCUGUACCCAUCGAGAAGAAUAAAUCACUAGGUGGCUCCGACUCGGGAAUCUUUGGCCCUGGUGGCUACGGACGGUCGAAAAACUUCCUGGUUGAUCAAGGACCUCCGUAUAUCGUGAAACUCCUACACCUUCCUGUGUCGUGUGAUGAUAUAUUCGUGAAAGACCUCUUCAGCUCUCGAUUUAUGCUGUUUAUCAAAUUCAAGAUCGUUUAUGAUCCAGUGUCAAACCCGUUGGAAACGGGUAUAGUCAAGAAAAGUGCAUUUGUUGAGCUAAAAUCGUUCAGUGAUCAAAACAGAGUGGUAAACUGGCAGGACUUGUACUACAAGGGUAACCGCCGAGUGAUCAUUGAACCCGCAGACUACGCAGAUUUUCAAGGCUGUAUGAAGUUUAAUCAGGAGAACGACUCAGAACUACGUCGUGUUGAACGUGAAUUUCUUGCCAACAAAACCAGGGGUAGCUUUGAGGGACGCCGUUCCUCCCAUAGUGGCCAUAUCCCAGGCCUUGGAGUUCUCGGCGAGCUUGAGGCAAUGCAUCUGUCAGGACGUGAUAAUCUGCGAAUGGGUGGACCAGGACGCAGAUCAUCGUUCGGCUCCGGUGGCCACAACGGUCCACCACAACCAAAACCGCUCACUCGUUUCACCUCUUCACAUACAGCAACACCUCAAGUUAUAGAUCCUGGUCAUGAAACGCCAGCCUUGGGUCCAUCAAAACCCAAACCUAAUCCAUUCGGUAAUGCUAAGCCUGUGGAUAUAUUGGCAAAGGAGCAUGAGAUGGAUAAAAAAAUUGUGUCAAUUGACCCAAAUACUGUCACAGCACUCAGCUCGGAUUCCGAAGACAUGCUGAAGAAGAAGGGGAAUAAUGAUUCAGAUGGCAGAAUGCGUGGACCUCCGAAGACCGUCGAGCCCGCAAAAUCGGAGAGUAAUGCAUUGUCUCCGGCUCCAAUUCCAUCUUCCAUCUACGGUCAGAAAAAGAGUUUGGCGGACAUCCUCAGCACCAAGUCUGAGUCUGAGGAUACGAGGACUCCCAAUGCGAAGGGGAGAAAGUCUGCAAAUGGGACUCCGAAACCCCAAGGAAAGCCCGUGAUUUUGAAGAAAAAGCCUUCCACUGUCUCAUCUCCUGCUCAUCAAAAGGAGCUCGAAAGACUUAGUAGCCCCGAUGCCUUACACCUCGAAUCGAAGAGUGCCCCUGAAGUAUCCACGAAGGAUGGAGUUCUUGUCGCUGAUCUGGAUGACGGCUCAAAACUGGAGCCAACGCAGCCCACAAAACCAGAAACAGAUGCAAAAAAGGACGCCUCUUUAAGAGAGGACAAGAAUAAGCUGACCUCAAGCAGGAGAUCUCGGGACAAUCUGAGUAGGAAACUGUUCCUGAGGAGUAAAAGGGGAUCGGUCGAUGAAAGUACAACAAAGAGAGAAUCCACAGAAAAGCAUUCAGCGGAGUAUAACCAUCCAAUUCUUAAGGACCAACAUCAUCUUACAGAACGCAAUAAGUCCUUUUCUUCGCAGCAACGUCCAGACUUCAAGAAGCAUCUCAUUGAAAUGACACUGGCAUUGGAAGAUAAGGUACAAUUAGAAGAUAAGUCGGAUGAAAAGGAUCGAUCCUCUAAUCGUGGUGGCAGGAGAAGUGGAAGAAGAGCUGGAACGGAGAGACGGGGCGGAAAGCGGUCAGAAGGCGGACCAGGAAGGAGAGGAUCUAGAACGAAUACUGAGGGAGCGAAGGAUGGGAAAGUAACUAAGGGGGAAAAUGGUAAACCUCCUGCCCCAGCUGAAUCAAAUGGAGAAGAAAAGCAGAUAAACCUGCAAUUGAAUGGCGCAAAACGACUGAGUGAUGAAGACUCUGGCGACAAAAAUGGCCAUCUGAACUCAAGGCGUGGAAGAGGGCGUGGCCAAAGCGGUCGUGGUGGCCGGGCUUACAGAGGAAGAGGUAGAGGAAGGGGAGGUUCUGAGAGGAGGCCUAGCGGCGAGAGCAGAGAUUCACAACCAGCUAAACCCCCUCCAACCGAAAGCCAGCCAGCGGCCAGUGCAUGA